AUGGCAGACAUACCGAUACUUCAAUAUAAGAAACCAAACUCAUCUCAACUGAGAUUAGCAUCACCGAGAAUCUCCCAAUCAUCAUCACCACUUCCACCAAGGACUUCCAGCAAAUCGACACCAACACCAGAAACAACCACACCGCCACAUGACAAGCAACAACAUAGACGAGUCCUGUCACGAAGAAAAGCCCUACAGGAAUUCUACCACAUUCAAGAACAAUCCACAAGCAAUACAAACAGCACGACUAGCACCGAAGAAACCAAUACUUCCACAACUACAACUCCAACCCCAACAACAGGAUCAAAAGUUGAUUUACAAGAUGUUGAACAAUUGAAGCAAUUCAUUCAGAAUUCAAAGAUUGAAGAUAUCCUUGCUCUAAGGAAUCAAAUGAUGUAUAAAUUGAAUUCUCAAGAUCUGGAAAAGAAAUCAAUCAUUUAUGAUAAUUAUUAUGAAUUGAUUAAGUUGAAUAAUACAUUAUCUGAUCUUUCCAAAAAACAUCCAAAAGAAACUGGAGCUAAUACAGGAUUGGAUGCUUUGGGAAUAUAUCUGGAUGAACUGAAUGAUGAUAAUACAGGAGCUGCUGCCGCUGAUACUAAGGAAAUCUUUUUGAAUAAUUCCUUGAUUGAAUUACAAGAAUUUGUCAAUUCAGAGACCAAGAAGUUUACAGGACUGUUUGGUUCAGUUUUGGAGGCUUUGGAUCUGGAAAUAUCACGUUCUGAUUCAGUGGCUAGUAUAACUACUAUAAAGGAAGAUAGCAUGCCAAUUCCUGAUGAUAUUGAUCGAGAAAAGUUGAUUGAAGAGAUUAAUGGUUUAUUGGCUAUAAGAACGAGACAGGAAACAUUUGAUGAGGAUUAUAAGAAGGUUGUCUUGAAGAAUAUUGAGAAUGUAUUACUGAAAUUAACGAUAUGUAAACAUGAAUUGUUGAUUAUCGAAUUAAAUGAACUUAAGAAUUACAUAAAUACAUAG
Molecule: messenger RNA, 969 nt
Organism: Hemisphaericaspora subhashii
Lineage: Eukaryota; Fungi; Ascomycota; Pichiomycetes; Serinales; Debaryomycetaceae
Gene: VPS51
Product: Vps51p
Exons: 1
Coding region: 1-969 (322 amino acids)
Source: RefSeq, a predicted model, not a curated record